Sarcophilus harrisii (Tasmanian devil) is the source of this 2739-nucleotide messenger RNA. RefSeq names its product abhydrolase domain containing 16A (gene ABHD16A). Gene Ontology annotation, molecular function: glycerophospholipase activity; monoacylglycerol lipase activity. Lineage: Eukaryota; Metazoa; Chordata; Mammalia; Dasyuromorphia; Dasyuridae. The transcript is spliced from 18 exons. Gene Ontology annotation, biological process: phosphatidylserine catabolic process; monoacylglycerol catabolic process. Gene Ontology annotation, cellular component: endomembrane system. The record is from RefSeq and is a predicted model, not a curated record. Bases 1070 to 2479 code for a protein of 469 amino acids.
GGCUGGAGUCAUGGUAUGGCCCAAACCCGUUGCCGCUUCGGCUCCCCGGAAGCACCCAUAAUUGGAAUUAGGGGGAGAGUGUCAGUCCGCCUGUUUCCCCACAAACAGUGAUCCUCCGGCUCUUGCCGGUGCGAUUUAGGUGCUUGUGGGAGUGGGCUUUUUCCCUUUCCCUCCAUUCAUCCAUUUCCAGCUUCCUAGUUUCUAUCUCGUUCGCCCUUUUCCUCUUAGCCCCCUCUCUCCCCCCCGCUCCCCGCUCCUGGUACAGCGCUCCAGCCUCCCCGCGCUCGUUCUCUUGGUUCUCGCCCCAGCGCAGAUGCUAUGAGAAAGGGUGUGUUCUCAGUGGUGUUUGCCAUUAAACUGCGUGCGUCUCCGUUCGAACGGCCGCUUUGUCCUUUGCUCCCCGUGAGCUUUACCUGUGUUUAGUUUCCUUCUGUGAUGGCUUCCCCGCCCCCCGGAGUGACGGCUCUGCCCUUACCUCCCUCCCGUUCUGCCGGCCCUGGAGAGCCCCACGGGGCAGUUGUAUUUUUAGAAGCAGGAGACAUUUCAUAUGUACUAAUUACGCCCACUGUCACCGACUCCCCGCUCUCUUUUUCUGAUUUCUCCCAUGCUCUCAGGCUUUCCCAGCGUAUUCUUUCUUCAUAAAAGACCCCUUCCUUCUCCUGGGUCUCCUUCCCACCCCCACCCCCGCCUUGGUUUCAUCCAUUCCCCAGAAGGGAGUUGUGAAAGGGGGACAAAAGUCAUUCCUUGCUUUCUCCCAUACGCUUUAGUUCUUUGUGUUUUCCUCGGAGCUGGUUGGAGAGAUGGAGGAGAGAGCCAGGUCUUGAGGUGGCCCUCCCGGGGAGGGAGGAGACCCAAAUCUAGAGGAGGCACUUUUUGCUUAGAGGCCCGAAGGAGAUCCGAGCACCUACAGGCGUGGGAAUGGGAAGAUGGGGGAGGCUCUAAAAAGAAGCCCUGACUGGACAGGGCUGGGUUUUUUGUUUUUGUUUUUUUCUCUUUCCCAGGAGUCCUAUUAUCAGCCCAGGGCCCUAGAGAAGCAUGCUGACAGCAUCCUGGCUUUGGUUACUUGUGUAUGUCAAAGGUGGUGCCCUUCUCUCAUUAUGCAGGGACAUUGCUACUGCUUCUAGCAGGUGUGGCCUGUCUUCGAGGCAUUGGCCGGUGGACCAAUCCUCACUACAUUCAGUUCAUCACCAUUUUGGAAGAGACUCAUAGGAAUAACUCCCCAGAGAAUAAGAAACAAUUAUCUACUUACAAUUUUGACUUUAAGAGCUGGCCUGUUGACUUCCACUGGAAAGAACCCAGCAGCUGGAAGGAUACCCAACAUGGUCUCUCCCACAAAGGUGUAUCUCUGCUUCGAACUGAACCACUACAUCGGGGAACAGCUGAUAAUUUCCUCAAUCGGGUUAAGAAGCUUCCCUGUCAGAUUGCCAGUUAUUUGGUGGCACAUACCUUGGGACGCCGGAUGCUGUACCCUGGUUCUGUGUACCUGCUGCAAAAGGCCCUGAUGCCCAUGCUGCUGCAGGGCCAAGCGCGACUGGUAGAAGAGUUUAAUGGUCGAAGAGCCAAACUGGUAGCCUGUGAUGGUAAUGAGAUUGAUACCAUGUUCAUUGACCGAAGAGGCAUGUCAGAAUCUCAAGGACAGAAGCUGGUAAUCUGCUGUGAGGGGAAUGCUGGAUUCUAUGAGGUUGGCUGUCUUUCUACUCCUCUGGAAGCAGGAUAUUCGGUCCUGGGUUGGAAUCAUCCUGGCUUUGCUGGCAGCACGGGAGUGCCAUUCCCUCAGAAUGAAGCCAAUGCCAUGGAUGUGGUGAUCCAAUAUGCUAUCCAUCGCCUCAACUUCCAGCCACAGGACAUCAUCCUCUAUGCUUGGUCCAUCGGGGGUUUUACUGCCACAUGGGCUGCCAUGUCCUAUCCAGAUAUCAGUGCCCUGAUACUAGAUGCCUCCUUUGAUGACUUGAUACCUUUGGCCUUAAAGGUUAUGCCUGACAGCUGGAAAACCCUUGUGACUCGAACUGUGAGACAGCACCUUAAUCUGAAUAAUGCUGAACAGUUAUGCAGGUAUCAGGGGCCAGUACUGCUGAUCCGAAGAACCAAGGAUGAGAUCAUCACCACUACGGUCCCUGAUGAUAUUAUGUCCAACCGUGGCAAUAACCUUCUGUUGAAACUUCUGCAACACCGGUACCCCAAGAUAAUGGGGGAGGAGAGUCUUCGAGUGGUGAGACAAUGGUUGGAGGCUUCCUCCCAGCUAGAGGAAGCCUCUGUGUAUAGCCGCUGGGAAGUGGAUGAGGAUUGGUGUGUGUCUGUUCUUCGAUCCUAUCAGACAGAACAUGGGGGUGACUUCCCCUGGAGUGUUGGUGAUGACAUUAGUGAAGAUGGGCAGCGGCAGCUAGCCUUGUUUUUGGCUCGGAAACAUUUACACAACUUUGAGGCCACACACUGUACCCCACUUCCUCCCCAUGAAUUCCAGAUACCUUGGAAGCUCUAGAAGAGCCUGAAAAGGGGGAGUAGCUUUUUGUGGGGAAAGGUGUAAUGAGUGGGGAAUCCUUUUUUCUGUGAUGCUUCAUAUUCACAUAGUCUAUUGUUUUGGGGGAAUAGAGGGAUUGUCCAUCCUCCUUUUUUCCCCACCCCCUUCCACAGCAUGACUUUGGCCUCCCCUAUCUUUCUACAUUCUCCUUCCUACUCCUUUAAAGGUUUAAAUGAUCACAGAUUAUUCAUAAUAAUAAAAGGUAUUUUUUUUUAUCUGGC